Cercocebus atys (sooty mangabey) is the source of this 4557-nucleotide messenger RNA. RefSeq names its product NAC alpha domain containing (gene NACAD). Gene Ontology annotation, biological process: protein targeting to membrane. The coding region runs from base 89 to 4480 and encodes 1463 amino acids. The record is from RefSeq and is a predicted model, not a curated record. Lineage: Eukaryota; Metazoa; Chordata; Mammalia; Primates; Cercopithecidae. Gene Ontology annotation, cellular component: nascent polypeptide-associated complex; cytoplasm. The transcript has 8 exons.
GCGGUGGCCGCGCAGGCUCGGCGGGGCGGCGGCACCGACUGACAGAGGGUCGGAAGGACUGAGGGACGGGCGGGCGCACGGCCAGGCCAUGCCUGGGGAGGCUGCCCGCGCCGAGCUGCUGCUGCCCGAGGCGGACGGACCCGGGCCCCGCACAGAUCUGUCCUGCGAUGCAGCUGCUGCCACCACCAUCCUGGGAGGGGACCGGCGGGAGCCCUGUGCUCUGACCCCAGGGCCCAGCCACCUGGCCCUCACGUUCCUGCCCAGCAAGCCGGGUGCCCGGCCCCAGCCUGAGGGAGCCAGCUGGGAUGCAGGGCCUGGUGGGGCACCCUCAGCCUGGGCAAAUCCAGGGGAGGGCGGCCUGAGCCCCAUGCUUCUCCCUGAGGGCCUGUCUUCCCAGGCUCUGUCGACCGAGGCUCCUCUCCCGGCCACCCUGGAGCCCCGGAUUGUGAUGGGAGAGGAGACGUGCCAAGCCCUCCUGUCACCCAGGGCUGCCCGGACAGCGCUCAGGGACCGGGAGGGUGGGCAUGCAAGCUCAGACCCACCCCCCGAGUUGUGUUCUCAGGGUGAUCUUUCUGUGCCUUCCCCUCCCCCAGACCCUGAUUCCUUCUUUACACCUCCCUCCACCCCCACCAAGACCACCUAUGCCCUGCUUCCCGGCUGUGGGCCCCUUGGAGAUGCAGGGGACUCAGAGGCUGAGCUGUGGGAUGAGCUGCUGGACUCGCCCCCGCCCUCACCCUCGGGCUCCUACAUUACGGCCGAUGGGGACAGCUGGGCCUCUUCACCCUCCUGUUCCCUCAGCCUGCUGGCUCCAGCUGAAGGGCUGGACUUCCCCUCAGGCUGGGGCCUGUCCCCCCAGGGGUCCAUGGCGGAUGAACGAGAGCUGCACCCUGCCGGAACCCCAGAGCCCCCCUCCUCUGAGUCCAGCCUCUCUGCAGACAGCAGCUCCUCCUGGGGCCAGGAGAGCCACUUCUUUGACCUGGACUUCCUGGCCAAUGACCCGAUGAUCCCUGCAGCCCUCCUACCCUUCCAGGGCAGCCUCAUCUUCCAGGUGGAGGCAGUGGAGGUGACACCGCUAUCCCCAGAGGAAGAAGAGGAGGCUGUGGCGGAUCCCGACCCAGGUGGGGACCUGGCUGGGGAGGGUGAGGAGGACAGCACGUCCGCCUCCUUCCUGCAGUCGCUGUCUGACCUGUCCAUCACGGAGGGCAUGGAUGAGGCCUUUGCCUUCCGAGACGACACCUCUGCAGCCUCCUCUGAUUCGGACUCAGUCUCCUACACAGAGGCAGAUGACGAGAGGCUGUACAGCGGGGAGCCCCAUGCCCAGGCCACCCUCCUCCAGGACAGUGUCCAGAAGACAGAGGAGGAGAGCGGAGGUGGGGCCAAGGGGCUGCAGGUUCAGGAAGGGACUAUGUCCUGGGCCCUGGAGGCUGCGCCUCAGACCUCAGACAGAGGGGCCCCUCUCUCCCAGAGACAGGAAUCGAUCUCAGAAGUAACAGAAGAGGGCCUUGCUUUAGGCCAGGAGUCCACUGCCACUGUGACCCCUCACACUCUGCAGGUAGCCCCAGGCCUCCAGGUGGAGGUGGCUACCAGGGUGACCCCUCAGGCUGGGGAGGAAAAAGCGGACUCCACCACUGGACAAGCAUCUGCUGCCAUGGCAAUGCCUCAGCCCUCCCAGGAGGGCAUCAGCGAGAUCUUAGGCCAAGAGUCUGUCACUGCAGAAAAACUUCCAACUCCACAGGAAGAAACAAGCCUCACACUGUGUCCAGACUCUUCUCAGAACUUGAAGGAAGAAGGAGGGCUGGACCUCCCCUCUGGCCCGAAGCCUGUAGCUGCAGCCUCACUUAUGCCCCAGCAGGCUGAAGAGGAUCUCACCUUACCCCAGGACCCCGCUGUGACACCACCUCUGCCCCUACAAGACACAGAUCUCUCAUCAGCCCCGAAGCCUGUGGCUGCAGCCACAACUGUCCUCAGGCAGGCUGAAGAGGACCUCACCUUACCCCAGGGCCCUGCUGUGACACCACCUCUGCCCCUACAAGACACAGAUCUCUCGUCAGCCCCAAAGCCUGUAGGUGCAGCCUCGCUUGUGCCCCAGCAGGCUGAAGACGACCCCACCUUACCCCAGGACCCCGCUGUGACACCACCUCUGCCCCUACAAGACACAGAUCUCUCGUCAGCCCCGAAGCCUGUGGCUGCAGCCACGAUUGUCCCCAGGCAGGCUGAAGAGGACCUCACCUUACCCCAGGACCCCGCUGUGACACCACCUCUGCCCCUACAAGACACAGAUCUUUCAUCAGCCCCGAAGCCUGUGGCUGCAGCCACAACUGUCCCCAGGCAGGCUGAAGAGGACCUCACCUUACCCCAGGACCCCGCUGUGACACCACCUCUGCCCCUACAAGACACAGAUCUCUCGUCAGCCCCAAAGCCUGUAGGUGCAGCCUCGCUUGUGCCCCAGCAGGCUGAAGAGGACCCCACCUUACCCCAGGACUCUGCUAUGACACCACCUCUGCCUCUGCAAGACACAGGCCCCACCUCAGGUCCAGAGCCUCUGGCUGUGGCCACCCCUCAGACCUUGCAGGCAGAAGCAGGCUGCACCCCAGGGACAGAGCCUGUGGCCACCAUGGCUCAGCAGGAAGUAGGUGCGGCCUUAGGCCCCAGGCCAGCACCUGAGGAGAAGAAUGUAGCCCUCUCUAGAGUACCGGAGCCUGCAGCCUUGGACCAGGUCCAACAGGAUGACCCACAGCCAGCUGCAGAAGCUGGGACACCUUGGGCCGCACAGGAAGAUGCGGAUUCGACUUUGGGCAUGGAGGCCCUCUGUCUCCCUGAGCCUGCCUCUGGUGCUGGGGAGGAAGUAGCAGAAGCCCUUUCUAGGCCUGGAUGGGAAGCAUGUCUGGAAGCCCUAGUGCACACAAGUGAUGGGGCUAAGCCUGACUCACCCCAAAAGGAGACCCUGGAGGUUGAGAACCAGCAGGGAGGAGGCCUCAAGCCACCGGCACAGGAACAUGGACCCGGGUCAACACUUGGAGGUGCAGGGGAGGUCCCCGAGGCACCUCCUGCUGCCUGCCCUGAGGUCAGCCAGGCCUGGCUCCUGAGCCCAGCCAGCGAAGGAAGAGGCCUGAGUGGCAAGUCCACACUGGAGCCCACGCUUCCCUCAGCUGUGGCCACAGAGGCCAGUGUGGACUCCUGCCCAGAAUCUUCAGUAGGGGCUGUGUCCAGGCUGGACAGAGGCUUCCCUGACGCACCUGCGCCCACAUCUGCACCAACCUCCCAGCAGCCGGAGCCUGUGCUGGGAGGCUGCCCUGAUGCACCUGCCCCGAUGUCUACACCAACCUCCCAGCAGCCGGAGCCUGUGCUGGGUCUGAGCAGUGUUGAGCGACCCCACAAAGCACCCAGUGUCCUUGGCCCCCUCUUGCUGCAGCCCCCAGAAAACCUUGGCAAGGGUCUGCCCAGCGCACCCCCGGACAGGCCCCUGGGCCCUGAUCUUUCUGCUCCUGGUACCCUUGCUGGGGCAGCCCUACCCCCACUGGAGCCCCCAGCCCCCUGUCUGUGCCAGGACCUCCAGAAAGACUCCGUGGAAGAAGAGGAGCCCCCAGGCUCUCUGGGCCUCCCAACGCCCCAGGCAGGAUCCCAGCCUGCCGCUGCUGCUGUCUCAGGAACCACACAGCCUCUGGGGACUGGGCCGCGAGUCAGCCUCUUGCCUCACUCCCCGCUCCUCAGCCCCAAGGUGGCCUCCAUGGAUGCCAAAGACCUGGCCUUGCAGAUCUCGCCGCCUUGCCAAGUGCCUCCUCCCUCUGGGCCCCAGAGCCCAGCUGGCCCUCAAGGGCUCUCGGCCCCCGAGCAGCAAGAGGACGAGGACAGCCUGGAGGAAGACUCGCCUCGGGCCCUGGGCUCGGGUCAGCAUUCGGAUAGCCACGGGGAGUCGUCAGCCGAGCUGGACGAGCAGGACAUCUUGGCUCCUCAGACCGCGCAGUGUCCAGCCCAGGCCCCAGCAGGCAGCAGUGAGGAGACCAUCGCCAAAGCCAAGCAGAGUCGCAGUGAGAAGAAGGCCCGAAAGGCAAUGUCAAAGCUGGGCUUGCGGCAGAUUCAGGGAGUCACCAGGAUCACCAUCCAGAAGUCCAAGAACAUCCUCUUUGUCAUCGCCAAGCCUGAUGUCUUCAAGAGCCCAGCCUCAGACACUUAUGUGGUCUUUGGCGAGGCCAAGAUUGAGGACCUGUCCCAGCAAGUGCACAAAGCUGCAGCUGAGAAGUUUAAGGUGCCCUCAGAGCCCUCGGCUUUGGUCCCUGAGUCAGCACCCAGGCCCCGGGUGAGGCUGGAGUGCAAGGAAGAGGAAGAGGAGGAGGAGGAAGAGGUGGACGAGGCGGGGCUGGAACUGCGUGACAUUGAGCUGGUGAUGGCGCAGGCCAAUGUGUCCAGGGCCAAGGCCGUGCGGGCUCUGAGAGACAACCACAGUGACAUUGUCAACGCCAUCAUGGAACUGACCAUGUAGCCACUGACCGGAAGCUGGAGCCAUCCUACGCCUUCCCUCAGCUCUGCUACUCAAUAAAUCGGUGUCCCUCCAUUGCC